AGGAGCAGACGUUGGACAGGGGUGUGUGUCCAGCAGGGGGCUGUCAGGCUUGGGGGUCUGGCCGCGCGUCCCACUGGGGAUCUCCCUGGACCCGCUGACCUGCCCGUAAUCCCUUCUGGAGCGGGGAGCUGUCCUGUCUCCGCCACCUUGACCCUGCCCCUCCGCUCUGAGUUUUGUGGGCCCUUGGGGAAAGGUUCCCUGAGAACAUUUCCUGAGACUUCCCUGUGAAUAGGGCUUCCUGAAGCCUGAAUGAUUGCUGAACUUCUUUAGUCUUAGCUCAAAAUAUACUGUGUCGGACUCCCCAAUCACUGUUAUGAAUGGGGUCUUAGAGAAUGAAGGGAGAAAUACAAUGAAAAAGAAGAAUUCAGUCCAGAAUCUCUCACUACAGUCUCUGGGAGAAUGCUGGUAAUCCCCAGGAAGAGACAUGGAGGGUUUGGGUGAAGUUGCUUUACCCAAAUGGUGCAAAGGCUAUGGUUAUGGUGGAUCAGAACCACGAACUCCGGAACAGAGUUCUGGCAUCAAGGGAGUCUGCCCUUUUCCAAAAGGGGUAUCUUGAGGAGGAGAAUAUGGCUGCUCUUCUCCAGGCAGCAAAGUCCCAGGUGCUUCAGGGCUUGUCUUUCAAGGACGUGGCUGUGAACUUCACCGAGGAAGAAUGGAGAGAACUGGACCCCGCUCAGAGAGACUUGUACAGGGAUGUAAUGCUUGAGAACUACAGGAACCUGGUCUCCUUGGGAUUUCCAUUUUCUAAGCCUGAUAUCAUCUCCCAAUUGGAACAAGCAGAAAACCGAUGGAUGCAGGAGAGAGAAGUACCCAGAAGCAGCUGCAUAUAUUUGGAGACCAGAAAGUCAAACCCAAAGGAGGUAUUUUCUGGAAAAGAAUCAUACCAGGGCAUAAAUAUGGAGAAAAGCACAGGGGCUGAUGUUCCUUCCAGUUUGAAGGAAGCCUUUCAUAAGAGAGAAAAAAAUAUGGAACGUAAUCAGAAUGGGAAGACCUUUGGUCAUGGUAUACACCGCACGGAACAUCAGAAAACUAAUACCGGAGAGAAGACUUAUGAUGAUAGGAAAGUCUACACCUGGAACUCACACCUUGCCAAACAUCAUCAGAGCGUUCAUGGUGGGCAGGUACAUGAAAGAGCCUUAAUUCAGAAUGCACUAUUUAUUCCGCAUCAGAGAUCUGAACACGGAGAGAAACCUUAUGAAUGUAACGAAUGCGGUAAAGCCUUCAGUCACAACUCAUCCCGUAUUGAACAUCAGUUUAUUCACACUGGAGAGAAACCCUAUGAAUGCAGCGAGUGUGGCAAGGUCUUUAGUCGGAGCUCACACCUCUAUCAACAUCAGAGAACUCACACUGGAGAGAAACCGUACGCCUGUGAGGACUGCGGGAAAGCCUUCAGUGAUCGAUCCGCCCUUAUUCGACACCAGAGAACUCACACUGGAGAAAAACCCUACAAGUGCAGAGAAUGCGGCAAAGCUUUCAGCCAGAGCUCAACGCUCCUAAAACACACAAAAACCCACACCGGAGAGAAACCGUACGCCUGUAAGGGCUGUGGGAAAGCCUUCAGCCAGAGUUCAUCCCUGACGCAACAUCGGAAGAUUCACACUGGAGAAAAACCGUUUGAUUGUCACGAGUGUGGGAAAGCCUUCAGCAGGAGUGCCCAUCUUACUCAGCACCAGAGGAUUCGCACCGGAGAGAAACCCUGUGGGUGGAAUGAAUGUGGCAGAGCUUUCAGGUGUAGUUCAGCCCUCAUUAGGCAUCAGGGGCUUCACGGUGGAGAAUCACUCUGAAUGUCUGGUCAUUCAGACCCGUCACUUUGUUAAAUACCAAAGAAUCCUACUUUCAUGAGUUACUAUAA
Molecule: messenger RNA, 1852 nt
Organism: Lontra canadensis (Northern American river otter)
Lineage: Eukaryota; Metazoa; Chordata; Mammalia; Carnivora; Mustelidae
Product: zinc finger protein 383-like
Exons: 7
Coding region: 471-1784 (437 amino acids)
Biological process (GO): regulation of transcription by RNA polymerase II
Cellular component (GO): nucleus
Molecular function (GO): RNA polymerase II cis-regulatory region sequence-specific DNA binding; DNA-binding transcription activator activity, RNA polymerase II-specific
Source: RefSeq, a predicted model, not a curated record